This is a messenger RNA of Striga asiatica, 1143 nucleotides long. The record is from the annotation of a GenBank genome assembly. Lineage: Eukaryota; Viridiplantae; Streptophyta; Magnoliopsida; Lamiales; Orobanchaceae.
CGCUACUCAUCCUCUCUCCGUCUCUCGUUUGCGCGCACACACAGAGAGAGGGAUAAAACCAUCUGCAAACCCUACUAAGAUAAUUUAACCUAUCUUUCCUCUUUAUUGUUAACCUAAUUCCAGCUCUGUGUGUAGACUUGUGUACAUUUUGUUGAGGUUUAACUGGAAUAAUAUACUAAUCUAUUGAUUUAAUUGAAAUGGGCGAUCGAUUUUACGAUGAUUUGGAAAUCGCGCUGUCGUCUUACUCGUUACCGAGCACCGAUGAUUAUUACAACGAAGAGCACGGGGAAAUAGAAGAGGAGUACGAGGAGGAAGGAGACAAUUAUGUGGAAAUUGACGAGAAAUCGGAAGAAUUGGCUUGCCCCUUUUGUACCGAUGAUUUUGAUGUUCUGGGUUUGUGUUGCCACAUUGAUGCCGACCACCGCAUGGAGGUUAAACCAGGGAUAUGUCCAGUUUGUGCUACAAAGGAGACUCUCAGUGUAGGUCCUUCCUCUAAUUCGGCAUCUGAUUCUAUGCUGUUGUCAUUUGUCAAUAAUCCACAAAUGACUGGCAAAAAAAGCCAAAGCGUGGAAGCUUCUCAUACAAAUAAUGCAAGCUUGCCUGCAACAAGUUCGACAGAUGAUUAUAUAGAAAAGAGCAAACCACAAUCGCUGCCAACUGAUGUGGAUAACGAGAAGGCGAGAAGGUGCGAGUUUUUGCAGGGUUUACUCUUAACCGCAAUUCUGGACGACUUAUAAACAGAUUCGAUGUCAAAUCAUCGAUCGAUGAAAGAGGGUGUUUUCUGAACUUUUGGUUUCACCAAUAAAUUUAGCCAAAAAUGUAAUGCUGCUAGUCUUCAUUCAUGUGGUCUUGUUCAUCAACUGUGUCUGUAUAUAUAGUGAUGAUGAUCGAUUGUCAAGUUGUAUUGUGAUCUAUUCAUUAUUUGCGUAGGAAUGAUUUGUUGGGACACAUUUUUCUUCAGUUACAUAUAUUUAUUUGUUAUUUUGGUUGGCUUACCAUUGAUAUGAUUGAUUAGUUUAGCAAGAGAGAAGUAUAUACAUCAAUAUUUGAGUUCAGUUUGUUGAAACACAGAACUUCUGAAUCGGAUGAAGUCAAGUGAAGGUCAUCUGUGCUGAUUGAAAAUAGAUAAAAUUGUUACUUUCU